GCUCCUCAAUCCUCAUUUCCCACCUCUCUCUCUCUUUCACAUCCUAAUAAGCAAGUGGUUUUACAGCACACAAGCAAGAAACCUGGUGGGCAGCCAUGCCUGGAUCUUACUUUUGCGGGUUGUGCAAAAGGAAGGGAGACGCUAAUCGCCAACCCGGAGCAGAGGAAAGACCAAUUCCAAUACAAGCAGCUGAUGACAGUGCAGUGGAAGGUGUUCCAAAGUACACUUUUAAAGAACUAGCAAAAGCAACUGGAGAUUUCUCCAACAAAAACCGCCUCGGCGAGGGUGCUUAUGGUCAAGUUUAUAAGGGAAAACUUCCAAAUGAUAACAAAGUCGUUGCAAUUAAGAGGCUUAAACAUUUUUCUGAUCCGGAGAAAGAGAAAACAGCGCAAAAUCAAUUUGAGGAGGAGGCUAAAACCAUUAGCCGCACCCAUCACCAAAAUAUUGUGAAGGUGUUUGGAUACUGCAGUGAAAAAGAAGAUAGAUUGCUUGUUUAUGAGUUUGUUUCCAACAAGUCAUUGAAAUUUCAUUUGCUUAAAAGCCAGACAAUCGAUUGGCCAAGCCGAAUGAAAAUUGCUUUGGGUACAGCAGAAGGAUUGGCAUAUUUACAUAAAGGACAUGAAGGACGUCAUCCUAGAAUCAUCCAUCGAGAUAUUAAAAGUGAUAAUAUUCUUCUCAAUGAUAAAUUUGAGCCAAAGAUUGGAGAUUUUGGAUUUUCCAAAGAUUUUGCAGAUUCUGCUACUCACGUUUCCACUGAUCCAAAGGGAACUCCUGCUUAUGCCCCUCCUGAAUAUUAUAUUAAAGAUGGCCAAGAAAGGAAGCUCACUGAUAAGUCUGAUGUCUUUUCCUUCGGUAUUGUGCUUCUGGAGUUAAUUACGGGGAAAUUAGCUGCUUUUGAAAAGAAACGCAAUGAACGUGUUCGCUUAGCUAUUUGGGUAUGCAAUUUUUUCCCCUUAUUCAAAUUAUUCUUAAUUUCGUUUAGGAGUAAGUUUUUGGAGGUAGAGUAAGUUUUUUCAAUGUAAUUAAGACAUAUGGACUUAUUUGGGAGAGAGGUUUAAUGGGGAAGGUAAGGUUUUUGAGGGUUUUUGAAGGUUUUAAAACCUCCAAAACCUUUAGUUUCUCCACCCACCAAAUUAGGGUAUUGUGAAUGUUUUUAUAAAUUAAAUAUUAAUUAUUAACUAUCUUUA
This is a messenger RNA of Hevea brasiliensis (rubber tree), 1187 nucleotides long. RefSeq names its product proline-rich receptor-like protein kinase PERK15. Lineage: Eukaryota; Viridiplantae; Streptophyta; Magnoliopsida; Malpighiales; Euphorbiaceae. The coding region runs from base 96 to 1007 and encodes 303 amino acids. Gene Ontology annotation, molecular function: ATP binding; protein kinase activity. Gene Ontology annotation, biological process: protein phosphorylation. The record is from RefSeq and is a predicted model, not a curated record. The transcript has 7 exons.